ACAUGCACACACACUCUUUCUCUUUCUCUGAUCUUCAUUCAUUUUCAAGUUUCAUUUUUUUUUUAUAUAGCGAAAAGUUUAAGUGAGUUGAGUGAACGCUCACGAAUUUCAAGUGUUUCAUAUUUGACAUCAUGGCAAGAGGUGGAAAACUAACGAAGCUAAAGUCAGUGCUGAAGAAAUGGAACUCAUUCGGCAACAACAGCAAGCAUAGCCGCCACCACAGCAUCAGCGCCGUCGCAGACGACGAAUCCUCCUCCAGAUCAGACCUCCACGCCGUCUACGUCGGCAAGUCCCGCCGCCUCUACCGCGUCGCCUCCGACGUCGUCGACCACCCCGUCUUCCGGGAACUCGUCGAGAGAUCCCGCGACUCCGACCAACAACAACAAAGCGAAGACACCACUAUCAAUGUCGUCGCAUGUGAGGUUGUCCUUUUCGAACACUUGCUCUGGAUGCUCGAUAACGCCGACCCACAACCCGAGUCACUCAACGAACUCGUCGACUUCUACGCUUGCUAAUGCUACCUCAUAAUUUCAAGCCUUCCACGUGUCACUUUCACCCUACAUUAUUAAAAAAAAAACACGUAUAUUAUAUUAUAUUACAUCAUAUAUCAUAUUAUAUCAUGUAAUACUCGCAUCUAUUUAUGACUGUAAUUUAAUUAGUUGUAAUAACUAACAUUCAUCCAUAAAUGUUGUCCAUAGUUAUAUUUAGUAAUUAAGUUGAAUUAAUUAGUAAAUAUUGGUUAUAUAUAUUAUGGUUUAGAUUUUAGUUUUAAUUACGAUGGUGGGGAUGGAUGUUGAGUUGGUUGUAGGGGUUUGGUUGAGUUGAUGGAGCGUUGGAGACUCUCCAAUCAAUGUAAUGAAAGGGAUCGAAAUUGUACGCAAUGUAACGUGGUACUUGUUCAAUUCUUCAUUUCUUCUUUGAAUGAAAGGGAAAAUGUCUUGGUUUACCUCCGAAA
Molecule: messenger RNA, 955 nt
Organism: Glycine soja
Lineage: Eukaryota; Viridiplantae; Streptophyta; Magnoliopsida; Fabales; Fabaceae
Product: auxin-responsive protein SAUR78-like
Exons: 1
Coding region: 132-515 (127 amino acids)
Biological process (GO): response to auxin
Source: RefSeq, a predicted model, not a curated record